Megachile rotundata (alfalfa leafcutting bee) is the source of this 1297-nucleotide messenger RNA. It is a transcript of the gene PIG-F, whose product is annotated as phosphatidylinositol glycan anchor biosynthesis class F. Lineage: Eukaryota; Metazoa; Arthropoda; Insecta; Hymenoptera; Megachilidae. The record is from RefSeq and is a predicted model, not a curated record. Gene Ontology annotation, biological process: GPI anchor biosynthetic process. Gene Ontology annotation, cellular component: endoplasmic reticulum membrane.
UAUAAUUUUUAUUCCUUUAUGCAUUUCGAUAUCAGAAGUUUUUUACAGUAUAAUAUAUAUGAAAAGUUUAUUAGGCAUUUUAGACAAAAUACGUAUAAUAAGAUACGAUGAUAUACCGUGUAUGUAUUUUAUAUUAGGUGUUAGAUUUGGCAAUAGUAUUUUAAAGCAAGUUAAGUAAUGAACAUGAUUGUUGGAAACAAACUGGGCCAAAGACUACUAUUGUCAUAUUGUUCUUUCACUUGCAUUUAUUUCCCUGGUAUUCUGAUAUUACUCAAAUUAAAUGACAACUUGUACAAUGUGGGGAAAUACAAAUUCAUUCCAGUGUUGUUGAUUCUGCUCUUCGCAGAGGUGAUAAAACUGUUGUUCCCUAUGUUUCAUUCUGAAUCAACAAUUAUAGCAAAGACCGAAUUAAGGACAUCAAAAACCAAAAGGACUUGGUCUAGAUAUGUGAAGGAAGUUUUCAAAUUUAUAUUAAUUGCAUUUCUUUUGUCUGCUGCAUAUUACAUUGUAAUUAUAUUAUUUGGUGCACCUAUACUGGCACAACACGAAGAAACUACCAUGCUUACCAUUACAUUAACUAGCCUCACAUUUAUUCCUGCAAGUUUGCACUUAGGAGUAGACAGUGCAUUAGAAAUUAUGACAGGAGUGCAAUCACAAAAAGGUAAUGUUCUGGUCGAUGCUAUGAAAACAAAUAUUCAGGCAACCCUUUUGGGUACUUGGUUAGGUGCUUUUGUAAUUCCAUUAGAUUGGGAUCGACCAUGGCAAGUUUGGCCAAUUCCUUGUGUAAUGGGAGCUCUUCUUGGCUAUACAGUUGCACAUUUUAUUACUCUUAUAAAGACAUUACCUAUGUUAAGAUUAGGUAAAAAAGUUCAUAGAUAAGUAUCAACAAUUAUUUUAAUACAUAUAUAGUAAUUUAUUUCAGUACAAAAAUUUCUGAAAUAUCUGAUCUCCUGUAUUAUAGUACUGUUGGAACUAAUAACUAUUAUACAAAUGCUGCAUUUCAAGCAACAUAUUACCAAGAAGAGUUUCAUUUACAACUCAUUCAAAAGCUGUAUUAUAUUUUAUGCAAUGUGAUAUGUACACAGAAUAUGAUUUCUGAAUCCAAGUUGUGAAGGCAAUAAUAAAAAUUGUUUUGUACAAAAUAAACACUUUGUCUGUAAAAAGUCAUGCUGGGUCAUAUUACGUAAAUCUGCUAAUAGUUGUGCAACUUCAUGAUAAUUAGUUGUAAGAUGAUAAUGUAAUAAAUCCAAAAUCUGUUAAUAGAAAUUUAUCAUGAAUUUUUUUUAUAAAUAAAUCA